This is a messenger RNA of Carcharodon carcharias (great white shark), 4098 nucleotides long. Its product is annotated as glutamine-rich protein 1-like. NCBI's taxonomy places the organism in Eukaryota, Metazoa, Chordata, Chondrichthyes, Lamniformes, Lamnidae. The record is from RefSeq and is a predicted model, not a curated record. The transcript has 9 exons. Bases 16 to 2187 code for a protein of 723 amino acids.
UAGCGUGAGGCGCGCAUGCGCGCGGACGGUGCAGCUUCUCCGGCGGCGGCGGCUUUUCCCUGUCGGUCGCCCCCUUCCCCCCCAUCCCCCUCCCCCCCUCGAUGUUGGUCGUCGCCCUCCGGCUGUAGGCAGGAACUGUGGAAACCAGGACAACAGAAAAAAAAGUUGCCCAAGAUGAAUCAUUCAUUGGAGAAUUCAAUUCCCUAUGAGGAAUAUUUACGAAUGAAAGCACGGACAAUACCACAGCAUCGUAUGAAGGAAUUUUUGGAUUCCAUGAAUGGUAAAGGGUCUGAAGAAGUCCAGCAGUUCGUUCAAACUCCUGUUACAAUGUACCAACAAAGAGGACACUACAUAUACAUGGACAGUGCUGAUGUUGCUGGAUCAUUGCUUGAGUUAGCUAGACCUAUUAGUUCUCCAAUUCAGCAACAUACGUCCCAGGGGUCACCACUAGGACAGCAGCAGAUGCAGACGCACCAUGUACAGGCACAACAGGUCCACCAGUUGGAAAUUCAAACAAAUCACCAGUCCUUGCAAGCAAAGCAGAUGCAAGCCCAACUGCAGUCGCAGACUUCUGAGGAACCACAAUCUGGCAGUCAAGCUGUCAACUCUAUAGCACAAGAAAGAAGGCCAAGCUCUUCAGGUGUUCCACAGCCUGUGAAGAAAAGGAAAGUUGAUUUACCAACUGAAGAAAGUUAUACCAUGAGCCAACCUUCAGUGCAAAAUACAGUGACCACUGUGCUUACUCUGUCUUCUCAGGCCCAACAGCAAGGUUACAUUCCUGUUCGUCAGGAACUGCUUACAGUGGACAGCAGUCAGUUGUAUGGUGUUGUUCCAGCUACCACCUCAGCUACUGGCCCAUUAUCCAAUACUGAAUCAUGGACAAUAUAUACUACCCCUGCACCUUGCUCAGAAGGUCAAACUGUACUCCAUUCUGCCAUUCCCCAUGAUAGUUGUAAUUUAGUCCAAAUUGAUGAAAUCCCAAUGAGUAUGACUGGGAUUAAAAUAGAAGAGGACAAGGAUAAGACUCAAGUCCUAUCAGAUGGGGGUAAAAACCUACAGGAUAAAAUGAUGCAUCCAUCUGUGACAGCUGCGUUCUCAACACAGUUUGUGAAUCUGAAUGGAAAUCUUCAUAUUCCUGUUACAAUACAAGCUGGUGGGAGAGCCUAUCAGUCUCUGAAAUACUGGGAUCCACAGCAAAUACAGGUCCAAGCUAUGCAGACGCAUUCAGCGGAACAGCAAAUUGAGGUGCAGGCUGAUUUAAUGCUUCCCGAGUCUCUAAAACCAGAAGAAGGAGCUAGUGUCUGGCAAAACUGGGCUCAAGUUAAGAAUGCAGAAAUAAUGAAGGAAGCUGAAAAUAAACCACCUUUGCCAGGAAGACGGCAGCCAAUGAAAUUUAGAGAAGAUGCUCUUUGUGCAACAUUAGUAGAACUCAAUUAUGGACUUUGUUUGAUGACCAAAGAAGCAAGAUAUUCUGAUGGUUCCCCCUAUGAAGCAGACUUGCUGUAUUAUUUCUUUCUUUGUAUUCAGAAGUAUAUGUUUGAAAAUGGAAGAAUAGAUAAUAUUUUUGCAGAUCUCUACUAUUCUAAAUUUACUGAAAGAUUACAUGAAGUGCUAAAAGAAUGGCAUCCUAAAAUAAGCCCACUUGGUUAUGUCAUUCCUAGUCGUAUUACUGAGGAGAUGUUAUGGGAUUGUAAGCAACUGGGAGCACACUCUCCAGCUACUCUUUUGUACACGCUGAUGUACUUCAACACCAAGUAUUUUAUGCUGAAAACGGUUGAACAACACUCUAAGUUAGCUUUCUCCAAAGUAUUAAAGCAGAUGAAGAAGAAUCCAGGCAAUUCAAAGGAUAAGUGCUCUAGUAUACGAUAUUUACGAUUAUAUGGACAACUUCAAGCUGGGCAGAAAGUCACAGAAGAUAUGUAUGUUGAACAACUUGAAAAUUCAGAGAAUCCCUUGAGGUGUCCCAUAAAACUCUAUGACUUCUACCUCUUCAAAUGUCCACAGAGUGCUAAAGGGCGUAAUGAUGCCUUCUACUUGAAUGCUGAACCAGUGGUUGCGCCAAAUAGCCCAAUCUGGUAUUCAACACAACCAGUCAGUAAUGAGGCAAUGGAACAAAUGUUGACCAGAAUCCUUAUGAUAAGGGAGGUUCAAGAAGCUUAUGUAACUACGCAGAUUCCUCCCUUCUAGUGAGAAGUUCCCCAAACAGGGUGCUGGUGGGGGAACUGCCAGUCUAUAGCAAGUCAUAGGAAGAUUAUUUUGUGGAAGAGGAGCAUCUUUCUCUCUUCCUGCUCCCUCAGACAAUGUUCAUGCACAGUGUGCUUGAGGACUUGUGUAUUAUAAAUAUGGAUGUUAAUUUGUAAACCCCGUGAAUUUGUGGGUGAUUUGUAUUCCAGUUCUAAAAGCCUGACCGGUUCUAUUCUUUCCUUAAACUAUACUGAAAAAUGUAACUGUCUAACUGAACAAACUGUAAAUAAGAGGAAAGUUUAAAAACUAUUUCUUCCAGUUGGUAGUAAAGUUUGCUACUUCAUCUAUAAAUUCUUUAAUGGAGCUUUGAAAUUAAAUAUAAAUUAUGUGCAUUCCAAUUUGUGGCAACACAGAUCAUUGUGAUCAUUGUAUAACUUAACUUCAUAUUUGAAUCUAGACUCCAGUUCUGUCUCUACCUUUAUUACAGAUGCUUCCAUGAACAGUCUUUUUAGCAGACUGACAUGUUCUUUAAGUGUCUUUUUUUUGUAUGUAAUGUACCUGGUGUACUUCUGUGCCUAAUGUGGAUAUUCCACUACUGAUUUUGAGAAGAAACUUUAUAAAAAUAUAAAAAUUGCAUUUGCAUGAACAGAAAUUAAAUUGGGUUAAAAAAAUGUUGGCUUUAGGUUUUAAACCGGAUCAACUUUACCUCACAGACCUGUGAUAUUGUGCCUUGGUAUUAGACAGGCACAGGAUAAUUUCUUAUGGACUAUAGUGUACUAGAAAGCUUUUUGAAUAGUUAGGUUUGGUGGUUUUUACUUUUAUGGGGACAAUUAUAUAUUUUUUUCACUUUAAUUUGUUUUGAAUCACUGAUUAAAAUAAAAUCAAUACUGUUAUACUCAUGUAGUGCAUACCAGGGAUAUCAUGUUAUCUUUGUAAUUUUUUUAUACAAAUCAUUCACUAAUUUCAUUCGUCUAGGUAGAAACAAUAAAUUUUGCCUAUGAAAGUAAAACGCACCAUUAGUUUGUUUUGUACUUGGAAGCUUUCUUUUAAAAUCUUUAAGGAAAUCCUCCCAAAUUAGUAUAAAUAUAUGCCCAUCAUUAAAUUUGAAAAAAACACAAACUGACUGAAAUCAGUUUGGCUAAAGUUCAUUCAAACAUAUGCAUUUAGAAUACAAGUGGAAGGAGUUAGAAAUGUAUAUUUGAUCAAUCUCCCCAAAUCAUGCAUUUUUUCCCUAAAAUUUCCCCUUCUGGUUGUUUUGUAUCAAAAGUAUUCUUAAUUCAGAAUGGGUAAGUCCAUCUGAUUGCAGAAAGCUGUAAUUUAACUACGUAUCAAAACGACUCAAAAUAGUUUGGGAUACCAUAUUGUGCCAUUGGUGCAACAUGCUCCUAAUAAUGAUUUGUUUUGCCUUACCUCCAAUCCUAUGCUGCUGCUUAUGGCUGUAAAUUUAAUAAUUUUAACUUGUUUUUAUUAUAUUGUAGGCUCUUAAUUUAAGCAAGAUGGCACAGAUCUUAUCACUUCUAUUGGCCACCUGUUUUAAGAUGCAUAUGGGUAUGUCUCUCAAGCUGUUAGCUUCCAAACUCCAAGCCAUGACCAAUUUCACAGAAGCAUCCCACUUUAAUAUAGAACCCUUUAGUACCUUUGCAAUUAUAUUUUUUUCUUUAAAAAGGGAAUUGGCCCAUCCAUUUACUGAGGGUAAUUUUCUUUUCAAAGUAUGUACAGCAAAAGAGAAACCUUACCCAUGUAGCCAUACUUGGUUCAGUUUUUUAUCUGUUCAUUUAUUGUGUGUCAUGAUCUUGUGCUUUAGAAUCCUUGAUCAGAAGCAUUUUGGAACCAGUUAUUUUGUGCAGUGCUGUUUGGUGUAAUGAAUGAAAAUACCACAUACCAUCCUCAUAAAUUAAGUCUCUUUAAGUGUAA